ACUCUGUUUCGCCUUAGGUGACUUCCUGAAGGUGAAGGUCAGACGAUUACAACGUAGUGGGUAAAUACAUUUCGUCCAAUCGAAUUGACAAAUCGUGGAGGAUUGGCCUAAUUGUCGGACAACAUUUUAUCGUUAUUCUUAAACUUCAUCUUUCAGUAUUGAGUAAAAUCAGGUAACAAUGUCUGAGAAGAAAUGUCCCGUAGCUGGUAGCAGCCCUUUCCGUAACUGGCAGAGACCGGACCUGCCCAGUAAAUGCACAUACUACGAGGCUAAGUCCAUGAAAGACUCCCCUCACAACCACAAGGAGUUAAAACCCAAACCAAAGAUCAUGCCUAAUGUCCUGUACAAUAUUGGUAACACUCCACUGGUUAGGAUCAACAGAAUAACAAAGGAAGAAGAUCUCCAGUGUGAUAUUUAUGCUAAGUGUGAAUUUUUCAAUGCUGGUGGGAGUGUGAAGGACAGGAUAGGACUGAGGAUGAUAGAGGAUGCUGAGGCAGCAGGUCAUGUAAAACCCGGGGACGUCCUCAUAGAGCCAACCUCAGGCAACACAGGUAUUGGUAUUGCCUUGGCUGCUGCUGUGAAAGGAUAUAGAUGCAUAAUUGUGAUGCCUGAAAAAAUGAGUAUGGAAAAGGUUGAUGUCUUGCGAGCUCUUGGUGCCGAAAUUGUGAGAACUCCCACCAGUGCCGCCUUUGAUUCCCCGGAGUCUCACAUUGGGGUGGCUAAAAGACUGAUGGAGGAAAUUCCCAACUCACACAUUCUUGAUCAGUAUCGCAAUGCAAGCAAUCCCCUGGCUCACUUUGAUGGCACUGCUGAGGAAAUUCUCCAGGCUUGUGAUGACAGAGUAGAUAUGGUGGUAGUGGGAGCUGGUACAGGUGGAACUCUCACUGAAGUCGCACGUAAAAUAAAGCUCAGAUGUCCCAACUGUAAAGUAAUUGGUUUAGAUCAGGGGUCUGUCAUUGCAGAACCAGAGUCCCUGAACAAGUCAGACACCACUUUCUAUGAGGUGGAGGGUGUGGGGUAUGAUUUUAUCCCCACCGUGUGUGACAGAAAGCUGGUUGAUAAAUGGUACAAGUCCAAUGAUAAGGAAUCUUUCAUCAUGGCUAGACGAAUGAUAAGGGAAGAAGGGCUACUUUGUGGUGGGAGCUCUGGUUCAGCAAUGUCUAUUGCCAUUAAGGCAGCGAAGGACUUUGGACUGAGGGAAGGACAGAGAUGUGUGGUGAUCCUGCCAGACUCCAUCAGGAACUAUAUGUAA
Messenger RNA from Saccostrea cuccullata (small rock oyster), 1252 nucleotides. Its product is annotated as cystathionine beta-synthase-like. The record is from RefSeq and is a predicted model, not a curated record. Gene Ontology annotation, molecular function: cystathionine beta-synthase activity. Lineage: Eukaryota; Metazoa; Mollusca; Bivalvia; Ostreida; Ostreidae. Gene Ontology annotation, cellular component: cytoplasm.